CUCUAUUCCAAAGUCAAAAUUAAUUUGCAAGGUGCAAUUGAAGGGUGUGAGGGGAGGUCGGGGCGGGAUGGGGGAUUUACUUAGAGACUUAGGGAAAUAGGAACAGUUUCAUCAAUUUUCCCUCCCAAAUGCCGCAAUCAAAUGUGAUCUCCCUCUUCCCUAAUGCCCCAGAUUCCAACCCCUCUCUAUCAUUCGGAAACAAUCUGAGGGUAUGACGAUUGAGAUGCUGAAAGGAUUGCCGUUCUCGGUGGACACAUGGUCGCCUAAUUCGAACCGGAAGAGGCACCAUUUCCUCACUCACGCCCACAAAGACCACACUCAAGGGAUCUGCGCUUACGCCUCUUCUCCAAUCUACUGCACCCUUAUCACCCAGUCCAUUGUCCUUCAACAUUACCCUCAGCUUGACAGGUCAAUCUUUGUGAGAAUCGAGGUUGGGCAGAGUAUGGAGAUUGAGGAUCCCAAUGGUGGAUUUACCGUCACCGCCUUUGAUGCCAAUCACUGUCCUGGUGCUGUUAUGUUCUUGUUUGAAGGCAAAUUUGGCAACAUUCUGCAUACUGGAGAUUGCAGACUUACUAUUGAGUGUUUGAGAAGUCUGCCCGAGAAGUAUGUAGGGAAGAAAGGAAGAGAGCCUAGGUGUCCGCUCGAUUGUGUUUUCCUGGAUUGCACUUUUGGCAAGUUUUCAUUGAGAAUGCCCACUAAGGAAUCAGCAAUCCAGCAGGUGAUCAAUUGUAUAUGGAAACAUCCUGAUGCCCCAACUGUGUAUUUGACUUGCGAUCUUCUUGGACACGAGGAAAUCCUGGUGAGUGUAUCCAGAACAUUUGGCUACCCAACGUCUCGUUUCCAAUUGUUUGAUGGAUUCCACGGGCUGUAUGAUAGAGCAGAAGCCAAGAUUGCAGAAGCUCGGGCUAAUCUCCAACACGAACCUCUUAUAAUCCGUGCUUCAUCACAGUGGUAUGCAUGUGGCGACGAAGGGUGUUCACAAAUGGAAAAUCAGAAAAAGGAAAGAUUUGAUCAAGCAGUGAGAGAUAUGCACGGAGUCUGGCAUGUCUGUUAUUCAAUACACUCUUCCAGGGAAGAACUGGAGUGGGCCCUGCAAAUUCUUGCACCCAGAUGGGUUGUGUCAACAACACCCUGUUGCAGGGCUAUGGAACUGGAUUACGUGAAGAAGCAUUGCUUUAACUGGAAGCGUUACAUGGACGAUCCGUUUUUGAAACUAUUGGAGAUUGAUGUGAGCCCAUCAUCUCAAGGCAUGCUGGAAGAAGCUUCCAGCCCAUCUGGAGUCACUUCUGAUGGUAAUAUUGAGAUCUUGACCCAGCUGGCAGUAUCGCCAAGUCGGCAGUUGCAGCAGCAUAUUUCUGCUCCAAGGAAGAAGCCACCCGUUACAUUAUUUGGUCGAGCUAGACACGGGGUUGUAGGUCCCGCUUACACCAUUGAAGUAAAAAAAGAAUGUGUAUUUCUGAAUACUGUUACUGAGGGGGGUGGCAAGAAUGAGUUGGAGUGCUCUAAAUGUUCUAUGACAGAUUUAAACAAAUCCGAAGAAUCUAAUGGAUCCUCAGAGAUUGUUACCAAGGAGGAGGAAAAAGAGAGUUGCUUGGAUGAAAAACAAGGUUCAAAUGUGUUUGAACCAGAAUGCAAGCCAACAGAUGAUAUAAAAGAGCAUCAUGAAAGAAGUGUUUAUUCUGCCGUGCCAAAUGGAUCCUCAAACAAUUUUAGUGCAAGCAUGAGAAGGUUUUACCGGUCCAUGAAUGCAUCAGUGCCUCAGCCUCUUCCAUCACUUGUAGAACUUAUGGCUGCUAAUAGAAAACGUGCAAAAAGGUUGCUGUGCCUGUGAGUUAUACGUUUAGAUUCUCUCCUGUGGUUCGUGCGUGCUGCUUUCUUUAAUCUUCCCAUAUGUGCCAGCAUGAUGUCAACUUGGUUCUUUCUCUGCCCUAUUCUUUUUCCAUUAUUGGAAUUGAAGCCCUUUAACAGAACACGGAAAGUAUUUGAAGCCCUUUUCUGCCCUAUCCUUUUUUCAUUAUCAAAUUUGAACUCCUUUAAAGUACUCAAUGG
Cuscuta campestris is the source of this 2049-nucleotide messenger RNA. Lineage: Eukaryota; Viridiplantae; Streptophyta; Magnoliopsida; Solanales; Convolvulaceae. The record is from the annotation of a GenBank genome assembly.